Molecule: messenger RNA, 3447 nt
Organism: Hibiscus syriacus
Lineage: Eukaryota; Viridiplantae; Streptophyta; Magnoliopsida; Malvales; Malvaceae
Exons: 5
Coding region: 629-3319 (896 amino acids)
Source: RefSeq, a predicted model, not a curated record
AAUCAGGUAUUUGAAUGUUCAAAAAAUUUUAACUUUGUUUUCUUCCUUCUCUCACACGCUCUCUUCCCCGUUUUCGACGGUUCUAACGGACCACCUCCGCCACUUCCGUCAUUAUUACAGCCGCUGUUGUCACGAUCUCCCAUUUUAACCACCUCAGCUAACACAUUUCUUAUAUCUUCUUCUUCUCCUUCUUCAGAAAUAAAACUUUUCGAGAGUAUCUUUUUUGUUUUGUUCAAAGAUCUGAACAUUUUUGGUUUAUGAGUUCUUCUUGGGAUCCUUUUUCUUUUAUUUUUCUUCGGGGAUUUUCUAUCUGGAUUUCUUCGAAAUACCUGUUUCUUUCUUCUUUUGUUAGUUUGAGUGAAAAUGGAGAUAUUGGGGCAACGGAGGCCUAAGAUUUCGAGCUUCUCUUCUGACCAGACCUUAAUGGACUUGCUUCCUUCAACUGCACCUUCUUCAUUCAGAGGAAACAUGAAUCUUCAAAAACAGAGACAUUUUCCAAAAUCGGCAUCUGAUUCUGGAUCUUGCAGUAGUGCUACUACAGACGAAGAUCAGUUAACGUUUGAGUUCACUUCUACAUCUUCAAAAACAAUCAAUUGCCACCCCAUUGAAGAAGUUGUUAGCGCCCGAGAUGUCUGAAGAAAACGAAUCUCGGAGACGACCGCCUAGUGUUAUUGCAAGAUUGAUGGGCCUUGAUGGACUGCCGCCUCAGCAGCCUAGCCACAGGCGGCGAAAAGGAACUGAGAGUAGCCACGAGAAAGUUCAAAAGGGUAGUACAUUCAAUGGCAGGAAAUCUUCUAGGAAAAGUUCUAAGGACGAGCAGGAAUUCAAAGAUGUUUUUGAAGUUUUGGAUGCAGUAAAAAUGGAGAGUGCUGCUUACUCUUCACAAGGAACUGCAAACUCAAACCUUUCUGAUGCUGAGGUAGCCUUUAUUCGACAGAAGUUUAUGGAGGCUAAACGUCUUUCAACUGACGAAAGGCUUCAAGAUUCUGAGGAAUUCAAUGAUACCCUCGAGGUGUUAGACUCCAACACAGAUCUUCUGCUGAAAUUCUUUCAACAACCAGAUUCAUUAUUUACGAAGCACUUACAUGAUUUGCAAGGUGUGCUACCCCGGUCCCAUUGUGGUCGAGUAUCAGCCAUGAAUUCAUCACGCACUCUGAAUAAUGAGAACGGUAUCCUAGCACACAAAAAUGGGAGAGAAACUCGGACAAAGUGCCACUUUAAAUCUCCUCAGGGCCAUCAAGAAGAUUGUCUAAGUCACAUUCAUGGGAGAUUUGCUGCUCACAGUGCCCCCAAGUCACCUACAUUUCAAUUAGAAGAGAAAAAUGGGUCAGCUAUUGUACCCACAAGAAUUGUUGUCUUGAAACCAAAUCUUGGGAAGAUACAGAACUCUUCCAGAACUGUUUCAUCACCUCGUUCUCCUCGUCAUUUUCCAUCCAAGUGCACAAGACACUCGGAAAUUUUGGUUGUCCAAAAUAAGGAGGCAGAAAUGCGGGGGAAGAAUAAGGUUCAUCAAGAUACUGAGUUUUCGAGGUAUAAUUCUAGAGACUCUAGGGAAAUGGCCAAGGAAAUUACUAGGAAAAUGAAAAAUAGCUUUCAAAAUAGCUCAAUGACAAUUCCGACCUCCUUGUUGAGAGGAUAUGCAGCGGAUGAGAGCUCAUAUGAUGUAUCUGGAUCUGAAUCUGCAAAUGAUUCAGAUGUAACAACGGUGUCCUACAGAGAUAACAUUGACCGGAAUAAGCAACAUAGGAGGUCAUCAUCCCUUUCUAGUGAAUCAUCAGUCAGUAGAGAGGCCAAGAAGAGAUUGUCUGAGAGGUGGAAAUUAACACACAAGUCUCAAGAGCUGCACAUGGUCAGCAGGGGCAGCACACUGGGUGAAAUGCUUGCCACUUCAGAUAGGGAAGGUGUUCCUGCAAAUUCUACUGGUCUGGUUGAUGUGGAACGAUGCAAUGAGGUUCGUCAUCGUGUUGAGCCUGCAGUUUGGAAUGAACCUUUAGGCAUUAGCAGUAGGGAUGUUUGGAAGGAUGGUAAUCUUUCAAGAUCACGAUCUCUUCCUGCUUCAUCUACCGACUUUGGAAGUCCUAGAAUAAGCACUCGUCACGAAAGUCUUCUCAGAGACAAGCAUGUGAUUCUGAAAGAGGGUUUCAAGUGGGAUAGAAACAAGGCAGUAAAAGGAAAUUUUAACCAGAAGGAAGCUUCAUUACCUAGCAACCAAAGAUCAUGUGUUAAGACGUCCCAAUUUCUGGGUGGCAGUCACUGUGAUAAGGACUAUAGUGACAUUCAACAAGAUUCUGAUAUCGCCCCAUAUCAAGUAAAACAAAAUAAGCAAUCUGAACAGAUACCUAUGGUCUCAGGGGAUUCUGUUGGUACUAUUGUCGAUUCAAGUUCAGUUCUUGAAAAUGAAGUGGAUGUCAAUGAUCUGAAUAAUUCUGUGCUUUCUGAAUGUUCUCGCAUGGAAUUAUCGGCUCCUGCUUCAUCAAAUGCUGCUGUUGCUUCUACUCGUGACCUAGAUAAUUUGGACUUCCUGGAACCAUCUGAGGGACCAUUAGAGCAAACCACACCGCAUUGCCCUGUAUCGGAACUAUCUCUAGCAAGCUCUAAGGAAGCAGAGCAACCUAGUCCAGUCUCGGUUAUAGAAGCUCCAUUUGCAGAUGAUGUGUCAUCUGGUUCCGAAUGCUUUGACAGUAUUAGUGCCGAUCUUCACGAGCUUCGGAUCCAACUUCGACAACUAAAACUAGAAUCCGAGGCAUAUGAAGAGGGAACUAUACUUCUUUCAAGUGAUGAUGAUUGCAAUGAAGUAUCUGUUGGGUUUAUAGAGGACAAUGGGAGACCAAAUGCCGAAGAGAAUUUCGAUUCCAUAUACAUAGUUGAUGUCUUGGUUGAUUCUGGAAUUGGUCAAGCUGAACUGGAUACCUUCUUAGCAGCAUGGCAUUCUCCAGAAUGCCCAAUGAACCCACUCGUAUUCGAAGAACUCGAGAAAAAAUAUUGUCACGUAAACUCUUGGUCAAGGGCUGAAAGGAAAUUGAUGUUUGAUAGGAUUAAUUCAAAAAUUCUGGAAAUCUAUCAACAAUAUAAAGACCAGCCCUGGAUGAUAUCUAGAAGGAAAAUUACUAUUCCGAAAUGUGACACCGAAGACCUUGAAGAUAGCCUGCUCAAGUUACUAGCAAGCCAAAACAAGAAACCUCACAUGGAUGGAGAGAUGGUGUUUGCAGGGGAAUUUCAAUGGUUAGACUUGAGUGCAGAUAUCGAUAAAAUAGGCCGGGGAAUCGAAAGAUUGUUGGUAGAUGAAAUAGUAUCCGAGUCUAUGGCACUUUUGGUUUAGGAAACUUAUAUACGAAACUUAUGAAAUGGUGUCAUUUCAUGUCUGUAUCAAUAAGUUCUAAAUUUUCACCAGCAAAAAUUAUCAAAACCUUGAGUGUCAAUAAAAAAGUACUAUAUUUAUAUAUGUAA